AUGGCUCUAGGUGGUGAAGUGAAUGAUGAUAAUGCUUCCAGACAAACAUCUCAUAAAGUGAAAAAAUGCCCAGUUAAUAACAAUGUGAAUAUUAAAAGUGGUGGCGAGAAUGUUGAUAAAGAAAAAUCUGAAAAGCAAUCGGCUAAGAUGAAUAAGGAUAGCGCUGUGAAGGCAGUUAUAUGCAGCAAUGGCCACGCUAAUACACCAAAUGGACGUGCUGAUGAUGAGGGUGGCGGUGGAGUAGCGACACCGAGGGUUUCCUAUGCUGCCGCCGCAAAGAAAGCUUUGUCGCCCACUAUCAACAAUGUGCCUUCGCAAUCCGAAUUCCCGACCUGUGAAGAAAGUCAAAAGCCGAAAAGCAAAAAUGAAAAACCUUCACAAGAAAAUACGACAGCAGAUACGGCGACAAAAUUGAAUGGAGAGAAACCAAUAUCAAAUGAUAAGAAUAUUUGUAAAAAGGAUAAAUUAGGUACCAAAGAACCAAUUACAAACGGCACUGAAACAAAGAGCACCCACGUUGUUAACGGUGGUCCACAAAAAAAUCCACAAUGUGAUAUUAGUAGUAGUAAUAACACUAAACUAGUUUCUAACGGUAUUAACAGCGACUUAGAUGAUACAAAACCUAAUAAUGCAGAGGAAAUUAAAGUCUCAACAGCUGAUGUAGCAGUAAAAAAUGCAGAAAUAAGUAUAAACAACAAAGUUCAAACGAAGAAGACCGCCUCAAUUGAGAAACCUAAUAAAUCCGAGAAGAAUAAGCCCACGGAAAAGAGAGAAAAUCUUGAUAAGAAGGAAGACUGUAAAGAUGAAAAAACUGAUAGUAAAACGGAUAAAAGUAACGAUGAUACCAAUAAAAUAGUAAACGGUGAUAAGGAUAGAGAAUCUUCACCAAGCGAAGACGGUGAUGAUAAGAAAAGGGAUGCCGAAGUUGUAUUCAUUCAAGACUUGGGAUUCACUGUCAAAAUUAUGAGUCCUGGUGCUGAGCCACUUGACAUUCAGGUAUCUAGUAUGGAACUAGUACAGGAAAUUCAUCAAGUCUUAAUGGACCGGGAGGACACAUGUCAUCGAACAUGUUUUUCGCUUCAAUUGGAUGGUGUCACGUUAGACAAUUUCGCUGAACUGAAAAACAUUGAAGGCCUGAAGGAUGGUUCUGUUAUUAAGGUCGUCGAAGAACCGUAUACAAUGCGCGAGGCUCGAAUUCAUGUUCGUCACGUACGGGAUCUUCUCAAAUCGAUUGAUUACGUGGACGCGUAUGCCGGUCAAGAGUGUAGCUCGUUGGCAUUCCUCAAUGUUGUUACGCAGGGUGAUAUUUUGGAGAAGAAAAAAUCUCGCCCCGAGAGUGUGGAUUGUACACCCCCAGAUUAUAUAAUGCCUGGCAGCACAGAGAGACCACUGCUUCCGCUGCAUCCAGGUUUGAAUAAGGAAAAUAAAGCUCCACAGUGUCUUAAGGUGCUAACCACAUCAGGCUGGAACCCACCGCCGGGACCUCGCAAGAUGUGCGGUGACCUCCUCUACCUCCACGUUAUAACUCUAGAAGAACGCCAGUUCCACAUAACGGCCUGCCCUCGCGGAUUCUACCUCAAUCAGUCCACCGAAGAAGUGUUCAACCCCCGUCCAUCGACACCGUCGCUGUUAUGCCACUCGCUCAUCGAGCUCCUAAGUAUCGUGUCUCCAGCUUUCAAGCGCAAUUUCGCGCUAGUGCAAAAGAAACGUAUGCAGAAGCACCCAUUCGAGAGGGUGGCUACGCCCUACCAAGUCUACCAGUGGGCUUCGCCUAUGCUGGAACACACUGUUGACGCUAUCAGAGCUGAAGAUACGUUCUCUUCUAAACUGGGCUACGAAGAACACAUCCCAGGUCAGACUCGCGACUGGAAUGAAGAGUUGCAAACGACACGAGAGCUGCCGCGAGCGACUUUGCCCGAGAGACUUCUGCGUGAGAGAGCCAUUUUUAAGGUGCACAGUGAUUUCGUGGCUGCAGCAACUCGUGGUGCGAUGGCUGUCGUAGACGGUAAUGUUAUGGCCAUUAACCCAGGGGAAGAACCUAAAAUGCAGAUGUUCAUCUGGAACAACAUAUUCUUCUCCUUGGGUUUCGAUGUCAGAGACCACUACAAGGACUUGGGUGGUGAUGCUGCGGCAUUUGUUGCACCGCGUAACGAUCUACAAGGAGUGCGAGUGUAUAGCGCGGUGGAUACACCGGGCCUUCACACCUUGGGAACGGUGGUGGUGGACUAUCGCGGCUACCGUGUGACAGCACAGUCCAUCAUCCCCGGUAUCCUGGAGAAAGAGCAAGAACAGAGCGUUGUCUAUGGCAGCAUUGAUUUUGGCACAACGGUCCUCUCGCAUCCUAAGUAUAUGGAGCUGCUAAGUAAGGCUGGCCAACAGCUGAAGAUAAUGCCGCACUCUGUAAUAAGCGCGAACGGGGAGACCGUCGAAUUAUGCUCAAGCGUAGAAUGUAAGGGAAUCAUCGGGAACGACGGCCGACACUACAUUCUCGACUUGUUGAGAACCUUCCCGCCAGAUGUCAACUUCUUGCAGUUGGAAGGCGACGAGUUACGAGAGGAUAUAAAAAGUAUGGGCUUCCCAUUAAUACACAAGCACAAAUUGUGUUGCCUUAGACAGGAAUUAGUUGAUAGUUUUGUUGAGAAUCGUUACUUUAUAUUCAUUCGUUACGCGGCCUUCCACUUACAGCAGUUAAGUGCGAAGCGCAAAGCCACUGAACAAAAAGCAAUCGAAGCAAAUAAGGAAACUGAAAAGAAUGAGGCUGCCAAUGAGACUGAACAAAAAAGAGAAAAGAGUCAAGAGAAAGAGGUAAAAGAUAAAAAGCAAAAGGAAGACAAGAAGGAGGAAACAGUUGAGAAGAGUGAAGAGACAAAGAAACAGACGGACAAUGAAGGGAUACUGCUCAAUGAGAAUUUGUCGGAGAUAGACACGGAUGUUGCGAAGAAGAUAGUCGAGAGUAUCACGGAUUCGUUUUGCAGUGGAGAGAAACAGGAGAACGAUUCUGGUGAGAGAUCACGCGAAGUGGUUGCAGCUGCUGCUCGGGCCGUUGCCUCUCUCAAGGAAUCGGAGUUUGACGUGCGUUUUAACCCGGACGUUUAUUCGGCGGGAAUCAAACACGCCGCUACACCGGAACAACUCGCCAAGCAGCGCCAUCUUGUCAAAGAAGCCGCUGCGUUCUUGCUCACCUCACAAAUUCCUGCAUUUGCCCGUGAAUGCUUGGAACACACAUCAGCACCAAUGGACGGUGCGGCUUUGACGGAGGCGUUACACGCGCGAGGUAUCAACAUCCGAUACUUGGGUUGUGUGAUAGUCGCUUUGCGUCAACACCCCUCCCUCGCAUACCUCCACGCGAUUGCCCUCGGCGAGAUCAUCCUCCGGGCAGCCAAACAUCUUUACACUACCCAUCUGCAGAGUUGUGAAGCGAUGUACACCGGUGCAGCUGCGGCGCACUUUUUGAACUGUUUGCUUGGCGCGUGUGACAACCCCACCCCCUCCCCACCGGAGAACCCCGUGCCCGCGCCCGCGAGUGCCCGCUCGACGCGAACACGGCGCCGCGCGCGCAACCGCCACCGAGCCAAUACGUCUCCGUCUCCAUCAUCACCAGCACAGCACUGGCAGACCCUUACUCCUAGGCAACUCUUCACUCAAAUACAGCAAGAGUUAGAGGCGUAUUGGGGAUUCGGACUAGACGCAGAGAGUAUGGACUCAGUUAUACAAAAACAUGGACUACAAAAGAUAUCACUCCUCAGGUCGUUCGCGUUGAAAGUUGGUUUACAGAUUAUGCUUAGAGAAUAUGACUUUGACAAUAAGAAUAAGACAACGUUCUCCUCUUCAGAUAUCAUGAACAUAUUCCCCGUUGUUAAACAUAUCAAUCCGAGGGCGUCGGAUGCAUACAAUUUCUACACGACGGGUCAGAACAAGAUCCAGGCCGGUGCCGUAUCGGAAGGCCACGAAUUAAUCGCUGAGGCUCUCAACCUGCUGAACAACGUGUACGGAGCGAUGCACGGAGAAAUUGCGCAGUGCCUCCGCAUGGUGGCGCGACUGUGUUACGUCACGGGAGAACAUAGAGACGCCAUGGCCUAUCAGCAGAAGGCCGUGCUCAUGUCUGAAAGGGUGAACGGCAUAGAUCACCCAUACACCAUCACUGAAUAUUCUCAUUUGGCGUUGUAUUGUUUCGUGAACGGCCAAGUCAGUACCGCACUGAAGCUUUUGUAUCGGGCGCGUUACCUCGCCCUUCUUAUUUGCGGCGAGAAUCACCCGGAGAUGGCAUUACUGGAUAGCAAUAUAGCGUUGAUUCUUCACGCGGUUGGCGAAUAUGAAUUAUCUCUACGAUUUGCUGAGCGUGCGCUGACUGUUACGAACGCGACGCACGGCGCUCGUUCCCUGAAGGCGGCGGUUGCGAGACACCUGCUCGCGCGCACGCUGUCAUGCUUGGCUGACUUCCGAGCUGCGCUUGUACAUGAGAAAGAGACGUACACCAUAUACAAGACUCUUCUUGGAGAGAAACACGAGAAAACCCGCGAGUCUUCAGAAUGCCUCCGACAUCUGACGCAGCAGGCCGUGGUGGUGCAGAAGCGCCUCGCUGAAGCGUAUGGAAAAUCGGCAGCUCUACACCCCCACCCGCCCAUCCACAUUCAACCACCGGCCAUACCCUCGGUCAUUGAUAUGCUCAACCUCAUCAAUGGCAUUCUCUUUGUACAGAUCAGCCCUCAGGACAUCGAACACUUCAAAGCGGAAAUAGAGAAAAGACACUUGAAAGAUAAACCCAUUGCGGGCAUUCUGGGCGAGCACGUGGAGAAGAGCGAGACAGCCGCAGACACGAAGACUGCGGACAGUUGA
Molecule: messenger RNA, 4836 nt
Organism: Leptosia nina
Lineage: Eukaryota; Metazoa; Arthropoda; Insecta; Lepidoptera; Pieridae
Source: the annotation of a GenBank genome assembly